Messenger RNA from Leptosia nina, 1101 nucleotides. NCBI's taxonomy places the organism in Eukaryota, Metazoa, Arthropoda, Insecta, Lepidoptera, Pieridae. The record is from the annotation of a GenBank genome assembly.
AUGGCUUUGAAAUCUCCACCGGUUCUAUUCGGCUUGCUAGCCCGUAUAUCUCGUCGUACCUUUUCUACGUCCAAUGCAUUAGCUUCGAAACCUGUAACUGUACGAGAUGCCUUGAACCAAGCUAUUGACGAAGAGAUGGAGAGAGACGAUAAAGUAUUUGUUUUAGGUGAAGAAGUGGCUCAAUACGAUGGUGCUUAUAAAGUGACGAGGGGUCUUUGGAAGAAAUAUGGUGACAGAAGAGUCAUUGAUACACCUAUCACAGAGAUUGGUUUCGCUGGUAUAGCCGUAGGAGCUGCGUUUGCUGGGCUUAAACCUAUCUGCGAAUUUAUGACUUUUAACUUCUCUAUGCAAGCUAUUGACCAUAUCAUAAAUUCAGCAGCAAAAACAUUUUACAUGUCGGCGGGUGGUGUCCCCGUCCCAAUUGUGUUCCGUGGCCCCAACGGAGCUGCAGCAGGUGUUGCAGCACAGCACUCCCAAUGUUUUGGCGCCUGGUACAGUCACUGUCCAGGGCUGAAGGUUAUAAUGCCUUAUUCCUCUGAAGAUGCCAAGGGUCUUUUGAAAGCGGCAAUCCGUGAUCCUGACCCAGUUGUAUUCUUGGAGGAUGAAAUCUUAUAUGGUUUGCAAUUCCCCAUGUCAGAUGAAGCUCUGUCUUCUGACUUUGUACUGCCCAUUGGUAAAGCGAAGAUAGAGCGCGAAGGAUCUCAUAUCACGCUCGUUUGUGCGGGUAAAGCGACUGACACGGCACUACAAGCAGCAAAUGAACUUGCUGGAAAGGGUAUUGAAUGUGAAGUGAUCAAUCUACGAACAAUUAGGCCGUUGGACUUCGACACAAUCGCGCGCUCCAUCGCGAAAACACACCACUUAAUCACCGUGGAGCAGGGAUGGCCACAGUCUGGUAUUGGUGCUGAAAUAUGCGCGCGAGUGAUGGAAUCAUCCGCUUUCUUCGAAUUGGACGCACCAGUAUGGAGAGUGACUGGCGCCGAUGUGCCGAUGCCCUAUGCGCGGUCCCUUGAAACACUCGCUUUGCCACGCCCACCUGAUGUUGUUGCAGCUGCCACCAGCGUCUUAGCUAACAAGAUCGCGAACGAAGCCGCAAUUUAG